Molecule: messenger RNA, 1338 nt
Organism: Rotaria sp. Silwood2
Lineage: Eukaryota; Metazoa; Rotifera; Eurotatoria; Philodinida; Philodinidae
Source: the annotation of a GenBank genome assembly
AUGAUUGUAGGAGAAUAUCAUCAUAUAGAUUAUAAAGAAAAACGUCAAAAACAAUUUGAAAAAGAACAAAAUAAUCGUGAAAAUUUAUCAGAUCAUCACGGUUACCGAUUAAAUCAAGAUCGAACAGUUAAUCAUUAUGAUUCUCAUUCUGUUUUAUCAAAUUCAUCAAUUCAUAAUAAAUAUCAAAUAACAAACAGUAAUGAUUUAAUAAAAUUACAUCAAACAGAUCAAAAUAGUUUCUGUAUAACAAUGGCUAAAAGUGUACAUUUUCGUGCUUUACAUUCUUCUUUUGUACUUGAUGGUAUUGAUAUUUCUUAUCGUUUUCAACAUGAUCGAAACAUUCUACGAGAUACUUGUCAUCGCUUUCAUAGUUCUGUUAAUAUGGAUUCAAAUAUAAUACAAAAUGAAAAUAAUGACUUUCUACAAACUACAUCCGUGUCCGAUGAUGAUGCUUUGCAAUCUCGAACUGGAAUUAGUCAACUAACUGAUGAAAAUUUAUAUUCUUCAAUGUUUCAAUUAAAUGUUGAUUCGAAAAAAAUCAUUCAUUUCAUUCUCGUUUUAUGUACACAUAGAAUGAAAAAAAUCUAUAGAUUAUUAGAAUCAUUAUUGAAAUCAUAUGUUUCACAAAAUAUUUCUAUUGUUUAUGUUACAUUUGAUGAGAUUAAAUCGUUCAUAAUCAAAUAUGAACAAAUUUCACAUGAAAUUCUUCAAAAAGGUAUUUCAACUUCUGCUACAUUACAAAAUUCUUAUAACACAUCUUCAUCAACUAUAUCUACUAAAAAGAAUUUAUUCAAACCAAACACAAUUUUAUUUCAAUCAGUUAACUUAAAAAAAGAAUUUAAUACUAAUGCAAAUGUAAAUAACGAAAAUAUAAUAGAUUCAAUAUCAGAGAAAGAUGUUCUCGAUUUAUCACCGAAAACAAAUGAUACAAUAGAAAAGAUUGAUUUAUUUAAUGAAGAAUUUUUACUCGAUUAUCUUCGAAAAACAUCACUUGUUCUUAUAUUCAUGAAACAUUUAGAUGAGAUGUAUCUCAGUGCAUUUAUUCAAUGGUAUACUGAAGUUCUUAUCAAAUCUGAUGUGCAUUCCAAUCAAACAUUCAGAUCUAAUAGUUGGAAUAAAACUAUUGAACACUGUUGGCUUGUAACAAGUGAUUAUCAACGUGCACAAACAGUUUUUAGUAUUCCAAAAACGAACUUAUUUCUCUGGCCAACAGAACAUAACGAUUUUGAUCAUAUGUCAAUUAUUAUUUCAUCGAUUCUUAUUCUACCUGUUGCACUAACUAUCAAUUAUGAGUUUGUAUUAAUUCAUUUUUUAUUUAUUUCGAAUAUCAUCAAAUAG